Messenger RNA from Hordeum vulgare subsp. vulgare (domesticated barley), 1740 nucleotides. Its product is annotated as transcription factor MYB30-like. The transcript is spliced from 2 exons. Gene Ontology annotation, biological process: response to auxin. The record is from RefSeq and is a predicted model, not a curated record. Lineage: Eukaryota; Viridiplantae; Streptophyta; Magnoliopsida; Poales; Poaceae. Bases 155 to 1423 code for a protein of 422 amino acids.
CAGGCCAGCACACUACUAGCCAGGCUACUCGCUAGCUGCCUCGGUAACCUGGCCGUGGUAAAGCGGCAGGGAGCUAAACCGGCCAAGUAAUCGCAAGGUCAGCGCUGUGCUUUGCUUUGCUUUGCGUGACCACCGCGCGUAACCGUGUAUAUAUAUGCACCUACACCCUUACUCCUGCUCUGGACCCUGCACCGAGCCGCCUUGUCCUCACCUCCCUCCCUCCCUCAACCCGCAGCACACCGCACACACACCACACUACCACGGGCUUCGUCUCCACCUCAGUCUCCUCCUCUCACCUCACUCCCUUUGUAGCGUAGCAGUAGCCCGCGUCACGCGAUCCUGCUCGUAUACGGCGCCGGUGGCUCGACCCCUUGUCCCCGUCCGCCCCGCGCCUGCAGCAAAAGGCGAUCUUUCUCCCAUCCCGCUCGGCGUGGCCGAGGCCGUAGCAAGCGGGCGAGUCGAGAGCAUGGGGAGGCCGCCGUGCUGCGACAAGGAGGGCGUCAAGAAGGGCCCCUGGACGCCGGAGGAGGACCUCGUGCUCGUCUCCUACGUCCAGGAGCACGGCCCCGGCAACUGGCGCGCCGUCCCCACCCGCACCGGCCUGAUGCGGUGCAGCAAGAGCUGCCGGCUCCGGUGGACCAACUACCUGCGCCCGGGGAUCAAGCGCGGCAACUUCACCGACCAGGAGGAGAAGCUCAUCGUCCACCUCCAGGCGCUGCUCGGCAACAGGUGGGCCGCGAUCGCCUCCUACCUCCCCGAGCGCACGGACAACGACAUCAAGAACUACUGGAACACGCACCUCAAGCGCAAGCUGCAGGCCGGGGGCGACGCGGCGGCGGCCAAGCCGGCGGCGCAGAGGCCCGCCUCCUCCUCCAAGGGCCAGUGGGAGAGGCGGCUGCAGACGGACAUCAACAUGGCCCGCCGCGCGCUGCGCGAGGCGCUCACCACGCUCGACGACAUCAAGCCGCAGCAGCCCGACGCGGCCGACGGCGUCAAUGGGCCUGCCGCGGCCGGCGCCGACAGCGGCAGCCCGGCGGCCUCGAGCUCUUCCGCCGCGUCGCUGUCCCACUGCUCGCCCUCCGCGGCUGGCCCGUACGUCCUGACCACCGCAAACAUCUCGCGGAUGCUCGACGGCUGGACCAGCACCAGCAAGGGUCGCGCCGCCGUUGCCGCGGCCGACAGCCCCUCCGGCUCGUCGGCGUCCGAGGUUUCAUACGGCAGCGGCGCGGCCGCCCGUGCGCUGGGGUCCGCGUUCGGGUACGAGAGGAAGCCGGCCGUUCUGGCGCCGGAUCAGACGCAGCUGAACGCGAUCGAGACGUGGCUGUUCGCCGACGACAACAGCAACAACGACCACCAUGGCCACGCAGGCGGCGGUUUGCUUGGCGUCCCCGGCAUGCUCCCUGCCAUGGACUACCCAUUCUAGCUAGCUCCAUCGUGCCAAGUUAAUUAAGGUCGACGAGCUCCUAGCUGCUGCGUUACUGAUGUGAGGAGUGUGUUCACUGCAUGCCCACCUAACGAAAACUACAUAGAUCCUCUAGUAGUACCUUGUUUACUUAGGAUCUGCAUAGUUUUUAUUUAGGGAAAAGAAGGGAGGUUGUGGUGGUGGUGCUCCUGUUAUUUACUGUUGUAACUGUGACUUGGUACUAUGUUCAUGGGUUUUGGGUUUUGUACUUUGAGUAGACCCGUGUUUGCAAGCUGCAAAGUGUGGCGAAUAAAGUCAGUAUGUCAAUUAGUACUGUA